CCAAAAAUUCAUCAUUUCUUUUUUUUUUUUUUUCUUUUCUUCUUUCUCUCUCUUACUACUACUUAACAAAAAGAACCCAAACACUCUUUCCCUUCAUUCUUUCUUCUUCAAAAUUCUUGCUUUCUUCAUCUUCUUCUUCAAUGGCGAACAACCCAGAUACUCCUAACCAAGAUUUCCUCGAACAGCUUCUUGAGAUGCAGACUUACGCCGCCGCAGCUGCCGCCGCCGCUGCCGCCGGUGACCCUAAUUUGGCGGGAACUGAUGUGAAUUUGGGCCCCGGAGCUCCGAUGAUGCUCCAAUUAAGCUCCGGCCCAGGUGGGUUUCAUGGGCCAUCCGUUUUUCCGUUGGGCUUGAGCUUGGACCAGGCUGGUAAGCCCAAUUCUGGGUUUAUGAAACAUGACGAGGGUUCUAGUAGUGCUAAUAAGCGUUUUCGUGAUGACCCUCAACAUCAUCUUGUUGAUACUUCUGCUAAUUCUGCUCAUAAGAAUGUAUACCAUGGCCAGCCAAUGUCGAAUCCUGUUCCCGUGGCGCCGCAUCAACCUGCUGUUCGUCCGAGAGUACGAGCGAGGCGAGGACAGGCUACUGAUCCACACAGUAUUGCUGAGAGGUUGCGUAGAGAGCGAAUUGCUGAAAGAAUCAGGGCAUUGCAAGAGCUUGUUCCAAGUGUCAACAAGACAGACAGAGCUGCUAUGCUUGAUGAAAUCGUGGAUUAUGUGAAAUUCUUGAGGUUGCAAGUCAAGGUUUUGAGCAUGAGUAGAUUGGGUGGAGCUGGUGCAGUGGUGCCACUCGUUACAGACAUGCCAAUAUCAUCUGUUGAGGAAGAAGGUGGGGAAGGUGGGCGAGGUCAACCCGUGUGGGAAAAAUGGUCGAAUGACGGAACUGAAAGACAAGUUGCAAAGCUCAUGGAAGAGAAUGUUGGGGCCGCAAUGCAAUUCCUUCAAUCCAAGGCACUUUGCAUCAUGCCUAUCUCACUUGCAUCCGCAAUCUACCACACUCAGCCGCCAGAUGCAGGGUCACUUGUGAAGCCCGAGUCAAACCCACCUUCAUAAAUCUCCAUAUCAGAAGGUGAUUUUCCUCAGUUUCCUUCAUCUUAACUCGCUAAUCUGAUCUUGGGUCCUACUCUAUAUAGCUGUCGAAAUCCAACCUCUCCACAUAAAUCAGUUCAAUCAUCUCAUCUUUGAAUUUGAUAUCAAAGUCAGAUGCCAUAGUGCCCAACCUUUUUUUUUAUUAGUUUUGUCAACAAAUAGGGACUAAUAUCAUGGCUGAAAAAUUGGAAGCACACCUCUAACAUUAGUCUUUGUUGAGUUCAAGUAAAGGCAAGAAAUUGGGGAAAAUCGUCAAAGCUUAACUUGAUUUUCUGAAUUUUGAAUUCUAAUAUGGUGGGGAUGAAGAGUUAGUGGUGGAUGACAAAAGCACUUUAUGUAAUAUUAUGUUAGUGGAGGGUUGUCAAUUUUUUUUUCCUCUUUGUUAGUGGGUGGUGGGACCUUGAUAAAGGAAUGGAUGAGUACAUAUAUCUUUUGUAAUAUGUUAUGUAUUUUUCUUAUCAGGAAAGGAUGCAGAUUUUAGAAAGGAUAAUGUUUAGUUGUCCAGAAUAGCUUCUUUUAUUGUAUAGUUCAAUUCAUAUCAUUUAAUUAUGUUUUAUGUUUUGAUCUUUAUUUAGGAGGGUGGUUGGCCUUAUGUUUUAUAAAGUCAGCUGACAAAUUUGAUCUCUUUUUAGCCCCAUCCCCUGAAUAAUUAUAUGCCUGUAGAAUCAGUUUUUUUUUUUUUUUCCUUUCUUUUUUGUUUGGGGGGAACCCAUUUGCUUACUUUGCAGCUUAGGUGGGUAUUUCAUUUGUCGUCAUAUUUUGCUGCCAAAGUAGCUGUUGAUUUAUCUUACCAACCUCUCUUGAAAGGAGUCUAGGUAGGUGUACAUACUAGGGGAUACCCCCGAGUCGCUUUCUUAAGCACUAUGAGUUUACUCUUUUGUUUUCUUAUGUGAAGUGGGGUGGUUGGGUUUUAUGACUUUUAUCUCCAGCCACUCUAGUAGUUAGAGAGCCUGAGCGAGUGAGGGUUAUAAGCUAUUGGAGGGGUUGAGGAAAAAGGAACAUCCACCAAAAGCAUCUUACUCAGAGCUAGAUUAGAUAUGAGAUGGUUUAUCAUUAGUAUUCUGAAAUCAAGGAGUAUAUGUUUUAGUGUGUUGCUAUAAAUCAGUGUGAAAUGGUUUUGUUUUAAGUCUAGCUAGUCACAAACCCAUACUUGAAGCGCUAUAAUAUUGAGGGGUGGUGUGAUCACUUUGCUUCCACAAUCGAGUCAGCUAAGACACACUAUGAGUUUAAUAAUUUGCUUUCCUAUGUAAGGGUAGCUGGUUGGUUGGUUAUUGUCUUUGUAUCAAGCCAGUCUAGUAUUGUUUUUUGAGGGAGGCUAAGUGGCUGCUUAAGGUCUUUUAGUGAUCUCAAUGUGUGCGCAUAUGAUGGGGUACUUUUGGUAGAGUAAGCUCCCUACUUCCCUCCCAUCAAGCUAGCUUGUUUCUGACCUAAGGCUGAAAUUGGGAACCAGUGACUUGAGAGAAGGGGUUCGGCCUAAGGCCUGGGGGGUGCUUUGUGAAGCAGGUUAUGGUUAUUAACUUACACAGCCCAAGAAAUUGGCCUUGAUAGGUAAUAAUCGAGAGAGCAUAAUAAGUUUAUAAGACUAACACAGGAUAUCAUCUCUACAACAUAUAUUUGACAGUGUAUAUAUGUAACCAAAUAUAAACAUUGUAUAAUCUGCAUCUAUUCGAGUGAAGUCACAUGAAUAAAUACUCCACAACCAUGUUAUAAACCAGGGCUAGACUGAUGUAUGGAGCAGGGCUGUCUCGCAUAAAAAGCUGGGCUAACUGAGUUAACCUUGUUAAUCUGUGUUUGAUCGAUUGUUGGAGACUUGGAUGAUGUUCCAGUCUGUGAUCUGGUCCGUUGGCCACCUCAAGUAUACUUCCCUUUGAUCCUCUCGGGUUGAAGCACAUGCUUUCUUUACAACUUCAACGAAAAAGCCAGGCAAUGUGCUUACUAAUUGUAGUUGAAGAAUGCCGUGCCAAUAAUCGUAUGAUGGUGAUUAUAUCGGAAAACUCUUAGAAGAUGAAUGAAAUACAAAGUAUGAACUUUUUCAAACUUGGAUUACAUGACAAUUUGAACAAUGGGUAUAGUUAAGCUAUAAACUUGGCACAAAGUGGACACGACCCCUGCUGGAGGAUGAUGAGUACAAGUACACAAACAACUAUGAACUGUGAAGAUCAACUUCAUAGUAGAUCAAGAUUACAAAAAUUACCAACAUAUUAUAGCAUGUGUAUAGAUAAAAGAAAGAUCAAACAAAUAAAAUCAAGUUGGACGCUUCAAGUAUGUAACUCUAUACCCGAUAGGAGAACAGAUUGUAACGGUUAGAUCCCUUUUUCAUCAGAUAAGAGGAAUUAGGGUUGUAUAAAUUACAAUAAACCAUUUUUGUUUAUCAUGGAGAUUAACUUGGGCCGCUUC
Chenopodium quinoa (quinoa) is the source of this 3482-nucleotide messenger RNA. Its product is annotated as transcription factor UNE12-like. Gene Ontology annotation, biological process: regulation of transcription by RNA polymerase II. Lineage: Eukaryota; Viridiplantae; Streptophyta; Magnoliopsida; Caryophyllales; Amaranthaceae. The transcript has 6 exons. Gene Ontology annotation, cellular component: nucleus. The record is from RefSeq and is a predicted model, not a curated record. Gene Ontology annotation, molecular function: DNA-binding transcription factor activity, RNA polymerase II-specific; RNA polymerase II cis-regulatory region sequence-specific DNA binding; protein dimerization activity. Bases 141 to 1049 code for a protein of 302 amino acids.